Molecule: messenger RNA, 1679 nt
Organism: Schizosaccharomyces octosporus yFS286
Lineage: Eukaryota; Fungi; Ascomycota; Schizosaccharomycetes; Schizosaccharomycetales; Schizosaccharomycetaceae
Product: V-type ATPase V0 subunit D
Exons: 5
Coding region: 364-1395 (343 amino acids)
Biological process (GO): proton transmembrane transport; vacuolar transport; vacuolar acidification
Cellular component (GO): fungal-type vacuole membrane; proton-transporting V-type ATPase, V0 domain; vacuolar proton-transporting V-type ATPase complex
Molecular function (GO): proton-transporting ATPase activity, rotational mechanism
Source: RefSeq, a predicted model, not a curated record
GUAAUUUCAUAUUUUCAAGGUAGCAUGAAUCACAACUAACCAUUCCAUGUAAAGUAAUUUCUUCUAUUUAUCAGUUCAUUUGAAAUAUUACUUACCGUUUUUCAACCAUGGAUGCUGUACUAUGUUCAAGCAGAAGCCAUUAGAUGUUUCAGAGAUUCAUCGUCCUUACCUACCACAGUUGACGAAUAUACACCAACUUAAUUCUACAUCACUCUCUAAUUUUUUUAUUCCUAAUCAUCAAGUGAAUACUAAUUUAUUUUUUCUUUCUUUGAAAGGUUUUUAUACUACGCUGUUGUGUCGUCUGGCCAAAUUGUUGUUUGACUUAACCUAUAAACUGAAAGACUCAAAGUUAUAUCUUGUAAAAUGGAUGCUCUUAGUUUUAAUACAAACAGCGGCUAUAUUGAGGCUUUAGUACGAGGAUUUAAGUCCGCUUUGCUUUCAGAACAUACAUAUGGGAAUUUAUCUCAAUGCGAAUCGCUGGAUGAUUUGCGUUUACAGCUUUCAUCAACAGAUUAUGGCGGUUUUCUUGCUAAUCAACAAAAAUUGACUAGCAGUAUCAUUGCCUCGAAGGCUACUGACAAAUUAAUCGACGAGUUCGAUAUGAUUAAACGUCAAGCUGAUGAGCAAUUAUCAAAAUUUAUGGACUUUAUAACUUAUGCUUAUAUGAUUGACAAUGUGAUGCUCCUAGUAACCGGUACCGCGAACGGCCAGGAUACUCAUGAUCUUUUGGAGCGCUGCCAUCCACUAGGUUGGUUUGAAACUCUCCCUGCUUUGUGUGUAGCUACAAAUGUGGAAGAUCUAUACAGCGUUGUUUUAGUUGAAAGUCCACUUGCACCUUACUUCAAGGAUUGCCUGUCUGCUGAUGAUUUGGAUGAGAAACAUAUUGAAAUUAUCCGAAACACAUUGUACAAAGCUUAUUUAGAAGACUUUUAUGAAUUUUGUCAAAAAAUUGGAUCUGGAACUUUUGAAACAAUGUCUCGUAUCCUCGAAUUUGAGGCCGACCGACGUGCUAUAACGAUUACAAUUAACUCUUUCGGUACUGAUUUAAGCAAAGAAGAAAGGAAUAACAUGUAUCCUUCAUUUGGACGCUUGUUUCCAUUUGGCACUUCAAUGCUGGCUAAAGCAGAGAAUGUUGGAGAUGUAGAGAAUGCUUGUAGCUUAGUGAAGGAGUACAGUUCCUUCUUCGAUCAAGUAUCUCAGAAAUCUCUUGAUGAUUGCUUUUUCGAAACAGAGGUUGAGCUUAACAAGCUUGCAUUCUUACAACAGUUCCAUUAUGGAAUUGUCUACAGCUUCUUAAAAUUAAGAGAGCAAGAAAUACGAAAUAUUACGUGGAUUGCAGAAUGUAUAAGCCAAAACCAAAAAGAUCGGGCUUCUAAUAUUAUUCCAACAAUUUAAUUUUUUUUUAAAUACUAAACGAAACCAGGCGAACAAGAUAUGUCCAGCUUUUGUAAGAAACUCUUUUUCUUUUACGCAUGUUCUUUGUGACAAAUCAAUUGACCUUGUUACUCUGUUUGUUUAUAAGAGUUCGAUGUGAUACAAUGUUAUGCACGGCAUAUUACUUUUUUGAUGAUAUUGACAGGAAGUUUGACAUAUUAUUGAUUCUCUAUACUAAUAUAGACUUCGUAAUCAAGAUAGCACAAAUUAAUUAUCCUAUACCGAUAUAACAUUCAGUACUCGAA